AUGGAGUUUAUGGAGGGAGAGCAUGUAUUGUUGAAGGUUUCGCCCAUAAAGGAUGUGGUGAGAUUCGAUAAGCAAGGUAAGCUCAGUCCGAGAUAUAUUGGGUCAUUUAAAGUUCUUAAUCAUGUUGGAGAGGUUUCCUAUGAAUUGGCUUUACCUCCAGAUUUAUCUGGAUUGCACCCAGUGUUUCAUAUGUCUAUGCUAAAUAAAUAUCAUGGUGAUGGAAACUAUAUUAUUCAUUGGGAUUCGGUCUUUCUUGAUGAGAAUUUGUCUUAUGAGAAGGAGCUUGUAGCUAUUCUCAAAAGGGAGGUCCGCAAGUUGAGGUCAAGGGAGAUUGCGUCUGUGAAGGUCCAAUGGAGGAAUCGUCCUGUUGAGGAGUCCACUUGGGAGAUUAAGGCUGAUAUGCAUGGAAGAUAUCCACAUCUGUUCGUCGAGUCAAGUAUCAUUUUCUACCAUUUCUCUUCUCUUGACCGUUUGGGGAUGAACGGUGGGUAA
Messenger RNA from Solanum dulcamara, 492 nucleotides. RefSeq lists its product as uncharacterized. Bases 1 to 492 code for a protein of 163 amino acids. NCBI's taxonomy places the organism in Eukaryota, Viridiplantae, Streptophyta, Magnoliopsida, Solanales, Solanaceae. The transcript has a single exon. The record is from RefSeq and is a predicted model, not a curated record.